AUGUCGCAAAGCGAUCCGGAUGAGAGGCUGAUAUUUUUGGCCUGCCAGCAUAUCUUUCGUGGCCCUAACUUUCAAGUGAGAAAAUUCAAGACGGUCAAAGGGUUAAUUAGACAAAACGAACUUUCCCUCACCGAUAUUCUACGAGAAUAUGAUAUCGAUCGCACUAGCAGCGUUGCCAAAAAGCUUCUAGAGAGCCAGGUUUUCGAUUCGACCUUGAAGGCUAAGAUUCGAUUUCCGGAGUUAUUCGAUGUGUCGCCUACCCAGAGUGCUGAGAGAGAGGCUUCAGAAGCAGAGGCUGCGAGAGAGGAAGCCAACACUGUAAGGGAGAUAUCUGACUGUGAGGCUUCGAAAGACACGGCAAUCAGUUCUCUCACCGAAGUUGGAAGCGAACGGACAUUCAGUGGUGAUCAAUUGAUUCCUGCAAGUUGUCCAGAGCAGGAUACAGACACAAUUAUAGCCAUUCCCUCGCUAUAUCCGGUUUACAUCCACUAUCGGUGUCAGCAUCUAGUCUUGACGACUAUACAAGAAUUGCUUGAAGAGAGCUGCUUCGAGUUUGCUCAGCAGCAUUUUCCCCUCCUCCUAGCAACGAACGAAUGGGACUGCCCCGAGGCGGUUGAACUUACCGAAUGGACCAAGAUACUCUCUCGUCAAUAUAACCCGCCGUUCAACGAUCUGAAAACCCCCGUUAAUAAGUUUCUUGGCUUACUUCGAGAACUCCGACAUUCCGCUGUGCACCGACUUCGAAAAACCGCAGCUGCUUUUUUGAAUGCCUUGGAAGAUUCGACUCGAUCAGAAAAAGUUGAGACUCUUCGGAGGGAGCUGCAAACCGCGAUUGAAGAGCUUAAGCGCAACAAAGAUCUCUUUGAGAAAAGAUUAGUUGCGCAACUCAAGGAGAUACAAAAGAAGCGGAGUGAAUUGGACAUUUGGGAAAAGAACACGAGGGAGGGAAUGAUCAGAGAGGACUUGCAAUGUUCAAGGGACAUCGGUGAAGUUCUGGAAAGUGUUGUUCGGCGAGUCAAAUCAAAGGAUCCAAAGGAAGCCGAGGGUGCGAAAAGUGUACCGGAUGUGUAUUCAGAUUCGUUGGAUUCGGAAGACGAAUUUCUGGAUGUAGUUUCAUAA
Molecule: messenger RNA, 1119 nt
Organism: Penicillium diatomitis
Lineage: Eukaryota; Fungi; Ascomycota; Eurotiomycetes; Eurotiales; Aspergillaceae
Exons: 2
Coding region: 1-1119 (372 amino acids)
Source: RefSeq, a predicted model, not a curated record